GCGACUGAAUGCAGAAUUAGAAGCAAAACCAGAAAAAUUAGUGCGUCAAGCUGAAGAAGUAAUGAAGGGCCAACAACAGUCUAGACCAGUCUCAGUACACACUAAGUCAUGUGGAGACGACAGACAGAGAGAUCCACUCUGUCCUGAAGUUUCAUCUCUUAUACAUUCACAUGCCAAGGUAUGAAACAAGAAGAAAUGUGCUUCCGUGCCCACGGCUCAGAACAGACUGUACUCUGGAAGUAAAGGAAAAAGAACAACUUCAAGUUCAAAAAUAAGAAACCUGGAAGUACAAAGUGCUGAUGAUGUUGCAGUACUGGAGGACUGCAUAGAUUUUUCCUUAGCAAAAGCAAUAAGCAAAAUUGAAGAAAAACUAGAGGAAGGAGGCUUACCAGAUUGUCUAGAUGAUGGUAUUAUUCCAAGCAUUGGAAAUGAAAUUGGAGCAGAAAUUCAAAAUAGAUUUCUUAAGGCAAAGUUACGUGUUAUGCAGCAAGAGCUGGACAGUGUAGUGUGCGAAUGCAGGAGAAAGGAUGAUGAAAAUCAGAAUUUAAAAUCUCAGCUUAAAGAUUCCAAAGAAGAAAACACCAGACUGCAACGAACAAUCAGUAUGCAACAUUGUCAGACUGAAAAGUACAAGAUGUUGUCACAAGAAGCAAACAAAAAAAGUGAAGGGUUACAACAAGAGGUCAUUGCGCUAGAAAAGGAAUUGGAGAAUCUAAAGCGUGUACAAAAGCAGGCUGCAACCAGUCAGAGCGCAACAGAGGUUCGCUUAAACAGAGCCCUGGAAGAAGCAGAAAGGUAUAAGGUGGAGCUGAAUAAACUGAAGCAAAGUAAUAAGGAUGUAGUUAACCAAGAACUCAAAACAAUUGAAGAAUUAAAAACAGAAAACAAGAAACUGCAGAAGCAAAAAGGAGAGCUAAUAACAGGCUUUAAAAAGCAGUUAAAGUUAAUUGAUAUUUUAAAGAGACAAAAGAUGCACAUCGAAGCUGCUAAGAUGCUUUCUUUUACUGAAGAGGAAUUCAUGAAAGCUCUUGAGUGGGGAAAUUAUUGA
Cariama cristata (Red-legged seriema) is the source of this 1048-nucleotide messenger RNA. It is a transcript of the gene TEX9, whose product is annotated as testis expressed 9. The annotation marks the transcript as partial. The transcript has 10 exons. NCBI's taxonomy places the organism in Eukaryota, Metazoa, Chordata, Aves, Cariamiformes, Cariamidae. The record is from RefSeq and is a predicted model, not a curated record.